UAAAGAAAAACAAAAAAAAUUUCUAGAAAAUCCGUAAAAAAAAUAACAUCCACAUAAAUGAAACUGUUUAAUUCCAAGUUUUUUUUAUUUUAACAACUUUAGAUCAAUUUGUAAGUAAAAUUAAUUUUAACAUCAAAAAAAUUAUCAUUUAGAAUAUGAAUGGUGUAAGAUGUCGAUUAGCCACUGCAAGCAAGUUGAAAACAAUAUCGAGAUUAUUUACAAAUCAAAAUGGCUUAGUAUACAUAAUUCGAGCUCCACGAGCAGCUAAUAAUGAACCCAAUUACAAUGAACGAUCGAUAAGUACAACAUCACCAUUUUGGAAAGCAACUACCGAACCACCAAAUAAAGAUCCACCACCGACAACUACACCGCCACCAACAAAUACAACAUCAGGUGGUUCGGGUAAAAAUAAAAAUACUUUAAUAUGUCCAAAGUGUGGUGAUCCAUGUACUCAAGUUGAAACUUUUGUGAGUUCUACGCGCUUUGUGAAAUGCGAUAAGUGUCAUCAUUUUUUUGUUGUACUAAGUGAAGCAGAUAGUAAAAAGAAAGCUGCUGAUAAAACUGGACAGUAUAAAAAACCUCCACCACCACCAAAAAAAAUUUAUGAAUAUUUAGAAAAACAUGUUGUUGGACAAGAACAUGCCAAGAAGGUUCUUUCAGUAGCUGUUUACAAUCACUAUAAACGAAUUUAUAAUAACAUCCCAACUGCCCAGAAUAAUAAUCAAAAAUCUGAAUCAGCAAUUAUUGAGCAUGGUCCACAUCAUGCAUUUACUCAUCGAGAUUUAUUACAUCUAUCGGGAGUAACAGGAAGUACAUUUCAUCAAGGAAAUGAAUCAACAACAUCAUCAAAUCCAAACCGUCCAGGACAUCAACAACAUGGUUCGAAAGUAUUAGAUAGUACAUCGCAUGAAUUAAAAUUAGAAAAGAGUAAUAUUUUAUUGCUUGGUCCAACCGGAUCCGGUAAAACAUUAUUAGCUCAAACAAUAGCACAGUGUUUAGAUGUUCCAUUUGCAAUAUGCGAUUGUACAACGCUAACACAAGCUGGCUACGUUGGUGAAGAUAUUGAAAGUGUUAUUGGUAAAUUAUUACAAGAUGCUGGACAUAGUGUUGAACGUGCUCAAACUGGUAUUGUGUUCCUUGAUGAAGUUGAUAAAAUUGGAGCUGUUCCUGGUAUACAUCAAUUAAGAGAUGUCGGAGGUGAAGGUGUCCAACAAGGUAUGUUAAAAAUGUUAGAAGGAACUGUUGUAAAUGUGCCUGAACGAAAUUCACCAAGAAAACUUCGUGGUGAAACGGUACAAGUUGACACAACAAAUAUAUUAUUUGUGGCAAGUGGUGCAUACAAUGGUUUAGAUCGAUUAAUUCUACGUAGGAAUAACGAAAAGUAUUUAGGAUUUGGAUCACCAUCACAAGGACUUGGACGACGUGCGGUGAUGCAAACAGCACAAGAAUCUGGAUCUCCAUUAAAUCUUGAACAUGAGAUUAAAGAACGUGAUGCAGCUUUAAAACAAGUUCAGGCUCGUGAUUUAAUUGACUUUGGAAUGAUUCCUGAAUUUGUUGGAAGAUUUCCAGUGUUAGUUCCAUUCCAUAGUUUAGAUGUGAAUUUAUUAGUGAGAAUAUUAACAGAACCACAAAAUGCGGUUGUUCCUCAAUAUCAACGACUUUUAUCUAUGGAUCAUUGUGAAUUAACGUUUACACCUGAGGCAUAUAAGGCAAUUGCUUGUUUGGCAAUGGAACGAAAAACUGGGGCUCGUGGUUUACGUGCAAUUAUGGAAUCCUUAUUAUUAGAGCCAAUGUUUGAAAUACCUGGUACAAAUGUGGCUUCCGUACAUAUUACAGAAGAUUAUGUAAAAGGUGUUACGAAACAGCCAGUAUAUGUAUAUAAAAAAUCGACUGAUUCGACGACACCAACCUCAUCAACUAACAGUAGUAACAACGAUGAAGAAGGCGAUAAAAAUCAGAUCAGGAUUCAACAAUCAGUGUAAAUUGAUUAUUCAAUUAUUUUUUUUUUUUAAGAUCGACGCAUAAUAAAAAUUUUUUAAUUUAUAUAUUAAAUUUUCU
This is a messenger RNA of Chrysoperla carnea, 2058 nucleotides long. RefSeq names its product ATP-dependent Clp protease ATP-binding subunit clpX-like, mitochondrial (gene ClpX). The record is from RefSeq and is a predicted model, not a curated record. Lineage: Eukaryota; Metazoa; Arthropoda; Insecta; Neuroptera; Chrysopidae. Gene Ontology annotation, cellular component: mitochondrial matrix. Gene Ontology annotation, biological process: proteolysis; protein catabolic process. Bases 156 to 1982 code for a protein of 608 amino acids. Gene Ontology annotation, molecular function: protein dimerization activity; zinc ion binding; ATP hydrolysis activity. The transcript has 8 exons.